AGGGGAUUUAUGUGUACAAUUUUAUAUUCCUUGUAUGUUUCAACCUUUUUAAUGUUUCUUCUUGUAGUGCAACUUUUACAUAGUUUGUUCUAUAUUAUUGUUUCAUUUCUGGUUUAAAUAUUUGAAUAUCUGUUUAUACAUGUUCCUUUAGUGUGUAGCAUGAGGGAGGCCACAACUGCGUUCCGUGGUGCAAUCCCACUGCAGGAUGGGAAAUGAAAGCAAAUGUUCAAAACCUUCAACAUAAAUGGCAGAAGAAACACUUCAUGGAGGGCUUUUGAGGAUUUGUAGUGACUGACUUCUUUCUCAGUGGCGUAUUAGCUCCACUAGAUGGAGCUCUUGAGCCACGAGUGUUUGACUCUCUGGGCUUUUCUCAGUUUUUGAGGAGAGUAUGUGUAAUUGUGAAUUCCAAACUGUUAAGUCCAAAAGUUUUCAAAUGUACAGAGUAAAGAAAAGUUAUCAAAUGUGCUUAUCUCCUCUUCAGUCAGUCUAACUUUAAAUGUUUUUUUUAAUUAGUUUAAUUAAAACUAAUACCCUGCUUGGAAUACGCAGCAAGUAAUAUAGUUUUGUCCAUAUAACCACCAAUGUAAAAACACACUGUAAGAUGUACUGUCACUAUGUUUAUUGUUUAUAAGAGCUUCCGCGAACGCAUGCACAUCUACACACGACGCAACAGAUGCGCACUGCGCUCUUACGCACGACUCCAGUGACACUGUGGAGGAGAGCUCAGAGCCAUGCAGAGCCACAUGUGUGAGCGUUUUACUGCCGCCGCUGCACGAAGAUGAUCCUGCUGCCUGGUCUGCUGUUCAUCCUCUGGGGAGAACCGGCUCGGUGCCUGGCAGAGGGUGGAGGCUUUGACUUUUACGGAGAGAUCCGCCAGUACGCCGUGGCCACCAACACGGUUUACGUCGCUACAGAGGAGAAGCUGUACCAGCUGAACCACGACCUGACUCUGGUCCGCAGUGUCACCCAGAGAGGAAUCAUAAAAAGUGGGGAACAUGUGUACGAUGCGCAGUUUCAUCGGGUUACUGAGACGGAUCAGUGGAACACAACUUUCAGAGUUAAUGUGUUAUUACCGUUUGUUGAAAAUGCCACUCUGAUCAGCUGUGGCGUGAUCGACAGAGGGUGCGGUGUGUGCGAGCUGCUGGACCUGGAGGACAUCUCCAGUGUGUUGCACAGGGAGCUCUUCUCGGUGGGGCCCCAGUGGCGCAACAGCAGCGCAUCUGUCGGCUUCCUGGUCAAUGUGGAGAAAACAAGGACCGAGACCGAGACUUACAUUCUGACUGCCAUACAGAAAGACAAAAAGAACCCCGAUAAGAUCGACUGUCCUUCUUCAGAAACUGUGAACCUUCAUAAUACGAACAACAAACAGAUGGGACUCAUAUUUUCCUAUUCUGGCGAUGGAUACAACACGAUCAAUGCCGUAGAUGAUGUGGAGUUUGUGGAUGGAUUUCAGCUUGGUUCUAUCAUUUAUCUUUUCUCCAACCUGCCCCAAAGCAACAAAGUCCGUCUCAUUUGGCUCGAGGGAAAAACCAGCAAAAUCCAAACUUUCAGGUCACUGCGGGGCGCGACUCUCAGCAUCUCUGACGGCGGUGGAGGCAGCAGACUCGAGGCCUCCUCGGUGGUCCCGGGUGGUCCGCCGGUUCUGUGGAGCGGCGUGUUCAGUGUGGACGGAGGACGAACCAACACUGAGCUGGUGCUGUUUGACAUCAGUCCUGAUCUCACCGGAGACAAAGACAAAGAUCCGGACUUCUGCACCAGGUCAACCUGCGCUGACAGGAUAACACCACAGCCGAAGACACUGAAGCCCAAGAAGGUGCUCUUCAGGCAGGACUACAUGACCUCAGUGCUGGCAGUGAGACAGAAGGCCUGGAUGAUCUUCUUCAUUGGGACGGGAGAUGGGCAGCUCAUAAAGCUCUGUGUCGACAAGAACUAUCACGCCACCUGUCCCAGGGUGCUCUACAAGGCCACUGAUGACCGCAAAGUGCUUGCCAAAAUGCACCUGGAUCCAGUGGAUCUUAAACAUGUGUAUGUGCCAUUUCAAAACCAGAUUAAGCGUGUAGCUGUGUCAAACUGCAGCACAUACACAAAUGUGCAGGACUGUUGGUCUGCACAGGAUCCAUACUGUGUCUGGUGUGGCUCUAAAAGAAGUUGCACAUUUGAAGAUGACUGCCAGGACUCAGACUGGUUGUCCAUUCCUGAUGACUCUCAACAGAAAAUGAUCUCCCAUAAAGUUGUCAAGGAGAACACCGGACAGAUCACUCUUACAAUCCAGACACACGUGACUGGGGGUUCUGAGGCGCUCGCUAACUUUGCUUGUCAAUUCUCUGCAAGUUCCAGUCAGCUUUGUAUCAUGAACAACACUCCUCCUCAGUUCCCACAGUGCACCUGCAUACUUACAAACAGCACACUUCCAACUGAAGGUAUGCAUGUCACAGUUAAGACUAAACUUGGGAAGACACGUUUGACUGAAGAACUGAAGCUAACCAACUGCUCUGACAUCAUGGGACCGCCCACCUCUGACCUGUGUCAGCAGUGUACUGAAGCUGGAUGUAGUUGGAGCACCAACAGCUGCUCCUGGAGGUCUCCAGGAGAUAUGGAAGACAGUGUUUGCCAGAUCAUGGCGUCCGGGAUGAACAUUUCUAAGCCUGAGAUAUCCUCCAUCACUCCCAGUGUUGUGUCUUUCUAUGGCAAAAACCAUGCAGUGUUGUCAGGUAAUGACCUCAAGGAUGUGACCAGAGUGAGGAGGCUCAAGACUGCACCCAACAAGAGUGAAUCUCCAGUAUUGAAUAACAAUGGUGUCAAUCUGACGUUCCACAUUCCCCGCACUGAUAUUAAAGGCGUGGUCAAAGUGUGUGUUGUCCUCUCUGAUGGUAGUUGCCAUGGCAACGCUACAAUCACCUACCGGUCCUUUCCUUCCUGCACUAACAUUGUACCACGCAGCUCUUGGUUCAGUGGGGGGAGAAAGAUCACCCUGAUGGGAUCCCACCUGGAGUUUGUGGAAGGUGUCAUGCACAGUCACGCCCAGCAGGAAGUCAGACCGCCAAGACACAAUGACUUUCAGAAUCUAAUCUACGACACACCUGCAGCUCAAACUAAUGGGAUUUUUACAAGCAAAGUGAUUCUGAAGAUAGCAAAUGAAACCUCCGCCUGCUCCACAAGAAUAACCUACUAUCCAGACCCUGAGUUCGUCAGUUUCACACUCAUGAGAAUAGGGGACAAUGUGCGCAUCACCCUACAGAAAAAGGCAGACAAACUGGACAUGACAGUGGCUGAGUUGUCAGUGUGGGGGGUUCAGGAUGGACAACAAUACCCCUGCAUCAUAGAGGCCAAAGAAACCACUAACAAGUCUGACUUCUUCAUUUGUGGAAUUCAGAGGACACCGGAUGAUAAUUUUCAGCAUUUAAUGAUAAGGUUUGGUGACAAGACAGUAACACUAGGGCCUCCAUCUCUAGUACAUCAGGUCAUACUGAUACUGCGUAUCCUGUUGAUACCCUGUGUUAUUUUUGUGCUGGUGAUCAUCUGUCGAUGGCAAAAGAAGCUCACUGAUGAGAUGAACAACCAUUAGCUGAAACCCGGGGGAAAUUUUUUUGCAACUCCAUUAUCAGAAUGAAUGUCAUUCGUCUGGUUAUAUGUAUUCUUCCUUGAUGUCCAUUGCUCCAGUUGCAGGUUACUGGAGUGAAAUUCACUCUUUUGUCUCUUUUGUAAAGGGAAGCAAUCUUAAAUGUACAGUGCAUGUAUGAGGGUUUAGUUUUGGGCUUAACAUAUCUUGCAGCAAUCAGCUGCUUGAUUGUUUUUCUUUACGUUAUUGCCUCAAAAUUACCAAUUACACUUAUAAUUUGGCAAUAAUAUGGCAACCCGGAUAUGAGAGGAAGCUGGUGUGAGUAUUUUCAUGAAAACAAAUGAGAUUCAUGUUCAAUUAAGUAUAUGGCCGGAUGACUUGAAGGUAUUACAUUUAUGGGAUCAUCUUAAUUGCAAUCAAAUAUAUAUAUG
This is a messenger RNA of Acanthopagrus latus (yellowfin seabream), 3990 nucleotides long. RefSeq names its product plexin-C1-like. Gene Ontology annotation, cellular component: semaphorin receptor complex. The transcript has 16 exons. Gene Ontology annotation, biological process: positive regulation of axonogenesis; regulation of cell shape; semaphorin-plexin signaling pathway involved in axon guidance. Gene Ontology annotation, molecular function: protein binding; semaphorin receptor activity. The coding region runs from base 779 to 3565 and encodes 928 amino acids. The record is from RefSeq and is a predicted model, not a curated record. NCBI's taxonomy places the organism in Eukaryota, Metazoa, Chordata, Actinopteri, Spariformes, Sparidae.